Messenger RNA from Mirounga angustirostris (Northern elephant seal), 8202 nucleotides. RefSeq names its product euchromatic histone lysine methyltransferase 1 (gene EHMT1). The transcript has 19 exons. Bases 47 to 3112 code for a protein of 1021 amino acids. Gene Ontology annotation, cellular component: nucleus; chromatin. Gene Ontology annotation, biological process: peptidyl-lysine dimethylation; negative regulation of transcription by RNA polymerase II. Gene Ontology annotation, molecular function: p53 binding; histone H3K9 methyltransferase activity; zinc ion binding. Lineage: Eukaryota; Metazoa; Chordata; Mammalia; Carnivora; Phocidae. The record is from RefSeq and is a predicted model, not a curated record.
GCGGCCAGCCCCGCCCCGCCCUGGGCCGCGAGGCGCGGGCGGGGCGAUGGCGCGCGGGAGGGGCGGGGCCACGCUGCGGGCCCGGGCCAUGGCCGCCGCGGAUGCCGAGCAGGCAGUUCCGGCGAAGGGGGAGACGAAGCAGGAUUGCUGCGUGAAAACAGAGCUGCUGAGGGAAGAGCUCUCUAUGGCAGCCGAUGGAGGCUCAGCAGAGAAGCAGGGCGGAGAGGCCCCUGUGGCCGCAGACAGCGAAGCCAACGGGUCCUGUGGAAAGAGCGAGGCUAGUGGUCACGUGACUGCAGCACCGCAGACUCAGGAGAACACGGUGGUCAGCCCACAGGAAGGGACCAACAGACUAGCUCGGAUAGCUGAAAAUGGGGUUUCAGAAAGAGACAGUGAAACGGGGAAGCAAAACCACAUCAACACAGAUGACUUCACACAGACUUCUGUCAUCGGGAGCAAUGGGUACUUCUUGAAUAAACCACCCCUGCAGGAGCAGCCCAUGCGGAUUACCAGCACUUUGGCUUCCUCGCUUCCUGGUCAUGCUGCGAAAACCCUUCCCGGAGGUUCUGGCAAAGGGAGGACUCCCAGUGCUUUUUCUCAGACGCCAGCCACAGCGCCGGCCAAGCUCGGGGAAGCAAGUAAAGACGCAGAGGACAAGAAGCCCACGGCCCCUGGUGCCGACGUCAAGGUUCACAGGGCACGGAAGACCAUGCCAAAAUCCAUCCUGGGCCUGCAUGCAGCCAGUAAGGAUCCCAGAGAAGCUCGAGAAGCUCGCGAUCAUGAGGAGCCAAAGGAGGAGAGCAACAAAACUCUUUCUGAUUUUGGACGACAGCAGCUUUUACCCCCCUUCCCGCCCCUCCAUCAGUCACUACCUCAAAACCAGUGCUACACAAAGUCACAGACAGCUUGCUUGCCUUUUGUUUUAGCAGCUGCAGUAUCUCGGAAGAAAAAACGAAGAAUGGGAACCUAUAGCCUGGUUCCUAAGAAAAAGACCAAAGUAUUAAAACAGAGGACGGUGAUUGAGAUGUUUAAGAGUAUAACUCAUUCCACUGUGGGUUCCAAGGGCGACAAGGACCUGGGCGCCAGCACCCUUCACGUGAAUGGGGAAAGCUUGGAGCUGGACUCAGAGGAGGACGAGUCGGAGGAGCUUGAUGAGGAUGAGGACCAGGGGGCCGAGCAGGCUGCUGCAUUUCCCACAGAGGACAGCAGGACCUCUAAGGGGGGCAGUGUGUCAGAAACCGACCGCACCCAGAAGACGGACGGCGAGUCUGAAGAGGAGCAAGAGUCAGCCGGCACCGGGGAGGAAGACGAGGAUGGAGAUGAGUCUGAUCUGAGUUCUGAAUCCAGUAUCAAGAAGAAGUUUCUCAAGAGGAAAGGGAAGCCUGACAGCCCUUGGAUCAAGCCGGCUAGGAAACGGAGGCGGAGAAAUAAAAAGAAGCAAAGCGGUGUGCUGGGUUCUGAAGCAUAUACGUCAUCUUCAGGAAGCGCAGAGCAGACGGCGCCCGGAGACAGCACGGGGUACAUGGAAGUCUCUCUGGACUCCCUGGAUCUCCGUGUCAAGGGGACGCUGCCCUCACAAGCAGAAGGGCUGGCCAACGGUCCCGAUGUGGUGGAGACAGACGGCCUUCAGGAAGUGCCCCUCUGCAGCUGCCGGAUGGAAACCCCGAAAAGCCGAGAGAUCACCACUCUGGCCAACAACCAGUGCAUGGCUACGGAAAGUGUGGACCACGAACUGGGCAGGUGCACCAACAACGUGGUCAAGCAUGAGCUAAUGCGCCCGUCCAGCAAAGCCCCGCUCUUGGUGCUCUGUGAAGACCACCGGGGCCGGAUGGUGAAGCACCAGUGCUGUCCCGGGUGUGGCUACUUCUGCACAGCGUCUUCCCGUUUUCAGGGUAAUUUUAUGGAGUGUCAGCCUGAGAGCAGCAUCUCUCACCGCUUUCACAAAGACUGUGCCUCUCGAGUCAAUAAUGCCAGCUACUGUCCCCACUGUGGGGAGGAGAUCUCCAAGGCCAAAGAGGUGACCAUCGCAAAAGCGGACACGACCUCCACCGUGACGCUGGCCCCCGGGCAGGACAAGAGCUCCUUGGUGGAGGGCAGGGCUGACACGACCACGGGCAGCACUGCUGGACCACCGCUCUUGGAGGACGGCAAGCCGCAGGGCACAGCCCCCCAGGCAGCCGAGGGCUUCGACCUCACGGGGCCUGCCGGGCUGGUGAAGCCGGCCCCCGGCCUUUCCCAGGGACCAGGGAAGGAGACCUUGGAAAGUGCUCUGAUCGCUCUGGACUCGGAAAAACCCAAGAAGCUUCGCUUCCAUCCGAAGCAGCUGUACUUCUCCGCCAGGCAAGGAGAGCUGCAGAAGGUGCUGCUCAUGCUGGUUGACGGGAUCGACCCCAACUUCAAGAUGGAACACCAGAGCAAGCGCUCCCCGCUGCACGCCGCCGCGGAGGCCGGCCACGUGGACAUCUGCCACAUGCUGAUUCAGGCGGGCGCGAAUAUUGACACCUGCUCAGAAGACCAGAGAACCCCACUGAUGGAAGCAGCAGAAAAUAACCAUUUAGAUGCCGUGAAGUACCUCAUCAAGGCCGGGGCCCUCGUGGAUCCUAAGGAUGCAGAGGGCUCCACCUGUCUGCACCUCGCUGCCAAGAAGGGUCACUAUGAUGUAGUUCAGUAUCUGCUUUCAAAUGGACAGAUGGACGUCAACUGUCAGGAUGACGGCGGCUGGACGCCCAUGAUUUGGGCCACUGAGUAUAAGCAUGUGGAGCUCGUGAAGCUACUGCUGUCCAAGGGUUCCGACAUCAACAUCCGGGAUAACGUUUUCAGUGGCCCCUGGACCCACUGUGGUUUCCUGGGAUUGUUUUGUGUGUUGGCCAAUUGCUGGGUGUGGAUUGAGGGGCAGAGAUUCCUGAGACCAGCCCUGUGGAUAGUACCUGCCUUUUUAGAGGCGAUCCCGGACUGUGACUGCGUCACUGACUCCCGUGUCUAUGAUCAGGACCACGGAGCCCAGGGCACACCCCACACCUGGGCCGGCAGCAUGGGAGCACUAACUCGUUCUGCACUGCUGUCUAGGAAGGAGAGAAAGGGAGCCACCGUGUGCUCAGGUCAUGAGAGCUAAGGUGCUUGUGUGAUGGCUAGUUUUAUGGGACAUACUUGUUUUCAGAAAACAGGGUUCUGGGGCCAAGGUCAGAAAACUCGCCAGUCCUUUUGGGAGUAAUCCUCCAGCCCGUGUAUCAGACAGCAGGUGAUUCUAGUUAAUUUAUAUAUUUUAAUAUUUUUUUAAAGAUUUAUUUAUUUGAGAGAGAGAGACCGAGAUAGUGACAGGGAUCACAAGCGAGCGGGGACACAGAGGGAGAAGCAGCCUUCCUGCUGAGCAGGGAGCCCGAUGCGGGGCUCCAUCUCAGGACCCUGGGAUCAUGACCUGAGCCGAAGGCAGACGCUUAACUGACUAAACCACCCAGGCGCCUCUCUAGUUAAUUUAAAAGGGCAUUUCUGGAAAGUUCUUUGGGUACCCGCUCGGGAACAAUCCAGAGGGACAGGGGUCCCAGGGAGGACAGACACAGUGCCCUGCAGAGUUGUGUCGGCUGUUACAGAGAGUCACCAAAAGCCAUAAAUGGAAAAUGUAGCACAAACUCAUUAAAUUGAUAAUGAAAUAAGAAAGCAGUUAACAGUAAGACAUGAUUUCUCCAAACAAGCACACCAUUCAGUAGGGUGCGUGUCAGCGUGGAGCCCGAGUGCCCAAGGUAGGGAGCCAGGUGGUGUCUUUUGGUUCUGAGCCCUGAGCGGGACAGGGCUCUCCAGAUCCCCGCUUAAAGAAGGGAUGGGAGCAGUGAGCACCACCUGGUCACUCAUCGUGGCUGCUCGGCAUUGGGACCCUUCCCCACGUCUGUGAGCAGGUCCUGCCCUGCCCUGAAACCAGGAACCUCAGCACAGAGGCCCCCAUCUGGGCCUGCAGCACGUGGCUCAGCUGUGGGGUGUUUCCGUGAAUGUCCUCAGAGCUGGGGUCAGUACAGUGGCGCUGCCUGCAGGGCCCCGGGGGCUGGGAGGUGCAGGGCAGUUUGGAUGAGGGUAGCGGGAAGGGGUGUGAUGAGGUCCAGCGUGGCUGCAGCAGAGGGCAGUCAGAAUCUGCCCUGUGGACGCUUUGUGGCACAUCGUGAGCAGCCCCCUUCAAGCAUGGGGUGCUGGGAGCAGCUGCAGCUGUGUGUCCUCGCUGGGCAGGGUAUCAAGAGCGUGUGGGUGCAAGGCAGCAGACGGCCUCACAGGGUCCAGUAGGUGUCGGCGCCGCUCCUGGUGGUGGUCCUCGGGGAGCAGGAGGAUGGACUAAACCGCGUGUUUGUUGUUCAUGUGACAAAGCAGCGCUGUUAUUUCAUCCUAGCAGUUUUAUUGAUGUGUAAAUGGUGCACCAUUUAAGGUGUCCAGUUGGAUGAGAGUUAACCCCAGAAACCGUCCCUGCAGUCAGGACUGUGCACGACGCUCCCAGAAGUUUCCUCCUGCCGCUUCGUAGCCAGCCUCCGUCUGCUCCGCUUUCUGUCACCGAGUUUGUGAGUUCGGCUUUCCGUAGGCGGACCCGCAGUGUGACCGUUGCUCGGGCAACAUCAGCCUGGGGGUCAGCGUUGCGUUGUGCGGACAGGUUAGCUCAGGUGUCCUUCACCUGGUUGCGGACAUGGGGGUUUUCUGGGUUCUGGCUGUCACACAUAGAGCUGCUGUGGACAUGCACGCACGUGUCUGCUAUCAUUUCUGUCCCAUAAAACCUGGGUCACCUGUUGAAGGAGCUGCCCAGCUUCCAGAGUGACUGUGCCUGAGAGGCUGUCCUCCCCAGCACUUACAGUUAGUCUGUGUCCUCGGGGGGGGGGGGGGGGGCGCGGCGGUCCUUUCAGAUCUUCUGCUCAUUUUUUAUUGGAUCAUGUAUUUUCUUAUUCUUCAGUUUUAAGAGUUGCUGUGUAUUCUGCAUACAAGUGCUCUAUAUCAGAUGUUCUCCAAGCCCUAACAACUGUUUUUGAGAGGCAGAUGCUUUUUAAUUUUGGUAGAGCUUAGUUUAUCAAUUAUUUUCUAUUUAUGGAUCAUAUGUUUGGUGUUCUCUUUAAGAAAUCAUCGCCUGACCCAGGAUCCCAAAACCUUUCUUCCGUGUUUUCUUACAGUAGUUUGUUUUGCAUUAGGAUGUCCAGCUGUCCCAGCACCAUCUCCCUUCUCCAUGGACUUGGCUUUGCCCCUGUGUCCACAUGUGUGUGGCUCCGUCCCUGGGCUCUGUCUUCCGUGCCGUUGGCCUGCACGUGUCUGUCCUUACGCCAGUGCCAUGCUUUCCCAAUUAAGAGAAGAUGCUGUGUUACGUACACAGAGGGCUGUCCCGUUUCUCCCGGACCUCGUGCUAUUGCUCUCAGAUACUGUACCAGCCCCGCAGUAGGUUGUUACUUCGUUUCAACAGUCGGUGGUCUUUUGGGAACACUGUAGUGACGAAAGUCUCAGGGAUCAGUGCCUGCUGAAGCCACUUCCUUUCCUGCCUAGGUCCUUCGUUCCAGGGUCGUUUCUCCUCUACACGUCUGACUUCGUUUAUCGUGUCCUGGGGUGCCGGUCUGCCCGUGACAAGUGCUUGCAGCUUUUCCUGCCUGCAGACUCUGUAUCUUGGCUUCACUUUGGGAGACGUUUUGCUGGGUGUGCACUUUGGUCGAUAGCUUCUUUCAGUACUUUGUGCACACAGCCUCUCUGCGUCCUCACCGAGGAGUUUCCCGUGGGGAAUUCUCGCUGGCACCUUGUGCUUAUUUCCAGAUAGAGUGCAUCUGCGUUCUUUUGGCUGCUUUUAGGAUUUUCUCUUUAUCACUAGAUUUUAGCAGUUGAUUAUGAUGCGCCUUGUGUUACUUGUGUGUGUUUGCAAGCCUGAGGUCAGGAAGGUUUAUGAAGCUGUGUCAGCGAGGUCCUCAUCCGUUCCAGAGCCUUCCUGCCUGCCCCCUGCUUUGCAGGGGUCCCUGUUCUGUAAUUAUCACGUGGCUUGAAGUUGUUCCCAGCUCACUGAUGCUCUUUUCAUUUUCCUCAAUUAUUUUUUCACUGUGGAUCACAGUUUGUCUGGUUUUAAAGCUGUUUUGCUGGUUUUAUUGAAAUUUUGCUGUUUUCAAGCUCAGUAAUCUUUUCUUUACCACCUAUUAUGCUGCUAAUCUCAUCCAGUGUGUUUCUGUUAGACAUUGUACUUGUCAGCUCUAAAAGUUUUCUGUGUAACCUUAGGUUGCGUGCCAGACAUUGUGCAUUUUACCUUGCUGUGAAUUUCUGUAUUCCUGGAAAGGUCUUGAGCCUUGUUCUGGGUGCAGCAAAGUUACUCGGAAAUAGUCUGCUUUGGGUGUUGCUUCCCAGGUUUGUUACGUGGGUUCCAGCAGGCCUCAGCCCAGUGCUGGUCGUCUCUUGUGUGGGCACUAGCACUGAGACUUCUGUGCCUCGGCUUUGGGGUGUGUCCUCCUGGAGGUCCAAGGUGGGAAUGUCCAGAUCUCCAGCGGCCUCUUUCCCAGCUCCACAUUCUGCUGCCUCGGCCACCGGCUCUCAGUUCCUGUCUUGGGGCUUCUCCUGGUGCCCUCCCUGCUCCGAGGCCUGGAUCUCAGGACCGUGAGCAGGUGGGCCCAGGCCCCCUUGUUUGUUUCUGCUCUCAGGCCUACAGUACUCCAUUGCCUGAUGUCCAGUGUCCUGAAAUGAAAACCAUUAUUUCACACGUUUUGACUGUUUGGUUCUUUCAGGCAGGGAGGUAAAUCCAGAUGGUCCCUCUGGCCCGGUCUCUGCCGGAACCAAAGUGCCGUCUGUCACUUCAGAUGUGUGGGUCAGGCCUCUCGUAAUAGAGCAGGCAGACCUCAGCUGGUCUGGGACUGCACGCACGUUCCUGUGCUAAGAGAAGCCUGGGUGGACGGGGACAGUCUCAGCCUGUAAUUCCGGUUAUAAAAUCAUAAUCCUUCUGGUGAAGGAAUGACAAAAGAGGCCCCUAAGGAAACCACAUUUUGUCCUGGAGCUUGCAAAUGUCUGGACAAUGGAAAGAUGAGAGGGGUAGAAGGCGUCUCGGAACAACGUCCAGGAAAGGAAGCCCCAGGCAAAUCCAGGCUUUUCAGAAAACACUAAGGCUGCCAGAGGAGUCUGCGGUGAAGCCUGUGCUUGGGGCUAGCUGCUGUUUGCUAACAGAGAGGACCACACAGUUUGACUUUUCUCUUUCCUCUAGUUCAUUGAGCUGGAAGCAUCGGAUGCUCUCAGAGUGGGGGACUGGGAGGCAGAUUAUCUGCGAGCACUGGAGCGUUACAGGGGGUUCCCUGGUGGGAGGGGGGCAGGAACGAGGCAGGCAGAGUCAUGUAGCUGGCACAUCAGUCCCACGGGGGCUGACAUGGGGUGGAGUGGGGGCAUGCACAGUGAGGGGCUCUGCCUCAGUCCUGCUAAGGCCCCUGUGGUGGUGCCGAGUGGACAGCCAGGCUUGACUUUGGCUCCUGUGAGAUACUGGGCGUUCUUGAGGGGUGGGGCCCCCUGAGUGGUGCACCCACUCUGCCAGGAGGGCAGUCAGUGUUUAAGCUGCCUCUGAGGGGUUAAGCCCUGAGACCAAGUCAGGAAAAGAAAAGGACUGAAACAUUCACUGCCUUGUAUUCUAGAGGAAGACGGGAACAAACUAGAGGUUCGGUAGAGGAAGGGCUGAGUAGGUCACGACCGUGAGCUCGGCCUGCACAGUGGUCCACCUGCAGUGGGCACAGGGCAGUCAGCCCGUGGGGGUCAGAGUGGCCUUCUCGUUUGUCCCCAGUGCGGUAGGUUGGCUGUUCCGUCACCGUUCUAAUUUAGGCUGUUUCCCACCUGGCAAGGCUGCCCGUUGCCCUGUGUAUGUGUGUAUUCCUCAUCUUUAACACAAGUUUUAAGUUUUAUACGUUUUGUGCAUUUGUUUUCAGAAUUACAGUGUAGCAAGCUAAUAAACUGAUUAAGUCACGUAUAGCUUAUUUACAGCACAGUGGUUUUUUCUGAUCUUUGAUUUAAAGGUUUUGUUUUACAGAGGUUUUAUGAAGUAAAAUUUUAAUGCAGUCAAGUUUGCUUACCUUUUAUCUUUGUCAAAUUUUACACGGUUUGUCCUGUCCUGCAAUUGUACCUCUGUUCCAAAGUGAAUAUGAUUUUAAAAAGUAGAUAAAGCAGAGUACUCCCGAGUGUUAUGUUACUAAUGUGUUGUGUUUAGAUUGGUCUAAUUCCAGACGGUUUUUUAUUCUAUUUUUAAAA